Messenger RNA from Antrostomus carolinensis (chuck-will's-widow), 1811 nucleotides. RefSeq names its product tRNA methyltransferase 9B (putative) (gene TRMT9B). Lineage: Eukaryota; Metazoa; Chordata; Aves; Caprimulgiformes; Caprimulgidae. The record is from RefSeq and is a predicted model, not a curated record. The transcript is spliced from 3 exons. Gene Ontology annotation, biological process: tRNA wobble uridine modification; tRNA methylation. Bases 19 to 1380 code for a protein of 453 amino acids. Gene Ontology annotation, molecular function: tRNA binding; S-adenosylmethionine-dependent methyltransferase activity; tRNA (5-carboxymethyluridine(34)-5-O)-methyltransferase activity. Gene Ontology annotation, cellular component: cytoplasm; nucleus.
CUUCAUUAUGUUUUCAGGAUGGAACAUGAGGCUACUCAGCUAGAAAAGCAGCACGUGCACAGUGUGUAUGAAAAUACAGCUGCCUACUUUAAUGAUCUGCAGAGCAAAGCAUGGCCUCGUGUUCGAAACUUUCUGCUGGAGCAAAAGCCUGGAAGUCUUGUUGCUGACAUAGGUUGUGGAACUGGAAAGUAUCUCAGUGUCAACAGUCAGGUGUAUAAUCUCGGCUGUGAUUACUGUGCACCGUUGGUAGAGAUUGCAAGGAAGAAAGGUGAAGAAGUUCUGGUAUGUGACAACCUUAACCUUCCCUUUAGGGACCAGUGCUUCAAUGCAGUCAUUUCCAUUGGAGUGAUCCAUCAUUUCUCAACUAAACAAAGAAGAAUCAAAGCAAUAAAGGAAAUGGCAAGGGUAUUGAUACCUGGAGGUCAGAUGAUGAUUUAUGUUUGGGCUAUGGAACAAAAGAAUCGUCACUUUGAGAAACAAGAUGUAUUUGUUCCCUGGAACAAGGCCUUGUGCUCACGCCAUUUUUCAGAAUCCGCUCAAUCUGGAGAUAAGGGUGAGUUUGUGCAUGCUGUAAAAAGCCAAGACAUACACCCUGCACAGCUCGUCAUCUCUGACUGCAGCUACCGAACCAACCUGCAGCCGGACGCUGAUUCAAAACAUUCCCACAAUACAGACCAUUGCUUAUCCAGAGCUUGCUGCAUGAAAAUUUCCGAAGAAGACAACAGAUUUUACAGUGCUCUAGGAAGAUCUUUCCGCUCAUGGUUUUUCUCCAGAUCACUUGAUGAAUCAGCCCUGAGAAAGCAAACGGACAAAUUGAAGCCUCUGAAGGAUGAAGGAGAGUGGGCAAACAGUACUGUACCCAUUCAGCAUUCACGACACUGCAGUUUGGAUUUAGGUCACCAUGGGGCACUGUUAAAAGAACAAAGUUUAGAUGAUGAUGUGUUCAUGGAAGGCCUGCCUCUCAAAACAACACAGUGGUCACCAGCCACAGAUGCACUGAAGGAUUUAAGUUUAAAUGGUGGACACCAAAGUGUAGCUCAGAGCAAGAGUGAAGAAGCUUCAUUUACAAAUGGCCCAGUGGAAGACAGAGACUACAGCUGUGGUUGUAAUAAAGAUGGUGAUGGUAAGUAUAACGCCAGCAAGUUUUUCAAAAGAACUUCAACAACUGACUCCACUGACUCUGCUUUGGAUUCAGCAGUGUCUGUUGGGGACCAAACUGAUGCCACAUUGGAUGCAAAAGCCUUCAUGCGUUAUUAUCAUGUUUUCCGGGAAGGGGAGCUGUGCUCUCUGGUAGAAGAGGACGUGCCUGAGCUUCAGAUACUUUCUUCCUGCUAUGACCAUGGAAACUGGUGCAUUAUUGCAGAGAAAAGAGGAACAUAGCUGCAAAGAGAGCAAAGCAGAAUUCAGUGACUGACGAUUUUAAGCUGCUCCUUGUGUUCCUGUGGUUGUGCAGUGUGACAUGGAAUUUGAAUCUCACGUAGUCGUGUGCCAUUCAUUUCUGAGUUAUUAUCUCUCUCUCUUAUUUAACUAUCUAACAUGAGGUCUGUAUAUAGGAAUGUAAGUGGUAAACAAUAUUUAUGUUUUGUUAAACUUUUAUGAAGUUAAAACUGGAGAAUUUUAUAGUGCUUUUAGCAAAUAAUUGUGUUUUUAAAUACACUUUUCUAUUGAAAAAUAAAACCUUUUUAUAAGACAAGGAUCAGGGCAUUGUUUAUGAGAAAUAUCCUCACAGUAGAAAGUUUAGGCUUUGUUUUGCAAACACUAAAAAUGUGUCACAUUACUCCCUGCUCUUGAAGUCCUAUAAAUAGAGACAC